AUGGAGACCCUUUUUACGCCCGUAGAAGUAAUAAGGCGUUUUCGAGCACUGCAAUUAGCUAACAACAAGGCGCGAAAGCAGCGGCUGAGGUUGGCAGAACGCCGCAUCCCACGUGUAGAUGAAAUAACAACAGCUUCUAGUAGAGGAGACACAACCAACACAGAAGGAACAGCCCUGUCCACGCAUAGAUCAGGGCUCAGAAGUACUGGAGGCACCGCGAAGCAGCCUCGAGAGUUAUUCUUUAUUAGCCUCAAAAAACAGCGGGCGAGGGCUGCUGCUGCUGCUGCUGCCGCUGCUCGCAAGCCAGCAGCUACAAAAACAUCAGCAGUAGAACGAACAGCAGCGGAUGAUGACACACCAGCAGCAGGCUGGAAAGGGACGUCUCCGCCGUCAUGUGCCCUUCAGUACGAUCACGAUCAACAAAACAGUUCACCUGCUGGCUCUUUUGUCGUGAUACAGGCCCUUCCCCCAGAUCCCCUUCCAACUAGCACUCCUUUGGAAACUCCCCAGCAUGCAACUCAUGGCGUAGGUAGCAAGGGAAAGCAGCACGAAGCAGCCGACCUUGAGCUGCUGCUACAGCAGCUCUCCUGGGCCCUGCCGCAGCAGCAGCCUUCUGGACGGGAAAGUAGCGGCGAAACAGCUCUUGGGGACGGCUCGGAUGGAGCUGAUAUCGUCAGGGAGCAGCCGUUAUCUGCAGUAGCAGGUGGAACAGCCCUCCAGACUAGUCCCUGUGGGGGUUUCGAAGCGGAGGAGGCUCACGAGGCGCUUCCCCUCGCUCUGCUUACCCUGUUAGAGGAGCACGACCGCCAGGCAACUAUUGCUGCUUCAGAGGCAGACAAACAGGCCUUAAAGCGCAUGCGCCCUGCGUGGCUACAACGACAGCUCGCGGCGAUACGGGAGAAAACAUCAGUAUCCGCCGCACUACGUGAGACACCAGCGUCUAGAAACGCAAGCGACACCACCACCUCGGACCAGCCUAGCGCUGCUUCAGCCCUUCGGUCGUGUGCCUCAUCAGCACAAGGGAAGCGCGGUAAACCUAUAGGGACCCUGGUAAAAGAUGAACAGCGCGCUGGAUCUUUGCGACAGCAAAAAGACUCCCAGGGGCAGUCGAACCCGCGAGCCGUUCAGGCACGUAGGCGCCGUCAGCAGCAACAACCCGUACGAUCGACCUCUGUAAGCAGUCGUUCCCACGGGACUGCUGAUCAACCUGGUCGCCUACUCCUUACAGCUGAGAUGCAACAUCGGAAAUCUGUCGAACAGCUCGUGCUGAGCCUCUUCAAGCGCGGCUUAUGGCUAGAGGAGCCCCAAACGGGGCAGAACGCAUGCAGGAGUUCGCAGCACUAG
Messenger RNA from Cyclospora cayetanensis, 1344 nucleotides. RefSeq lists its product as uncharacterized. The record is from RefSeq and is a predicted model, not a curated record. The transcript has a single exon. NCBI's taxonomy places the organism in Eukaryota, Apicomplexa, Conoidasida, Eucoccidiorida, Eimeriidae. The coding region runs from base 1 to 1344 and encodes 447 amino acids.